CAUUGGGCAGGAGAAAGACUUAUCCCCACUCAUGGAUAAUUAAUGGUCUCUAGUUGUCAUUUUUCAGAAACCUGCAGCAAGUCCAGAUUUCAAAACUUCACAACAGAGAUUGAAACAGAGGACGACUCUACUUACGUUGAACCGAUCUCUUCACAUCAUUACCACAAUUGGCAACCAAGUGAAAGCGACAGUGGUAGUAGUGAAGAAGAAUCUAUUUACAUCAAUACAGAACAAUAUAGCAGCUAUGCGCAUGCGAGCUGAGAUGUGGAAGAGGAAACCACACAGAGAAAACACCUCAACCAAACAAAAACACUCAUCCCUGAGAAAAGCAUCAAGUGUUAUGUCCUGCCCUAAAACUAUCCUCGGAAUUCCCACCAUCAUUUGAUGGAGACUUAACGACUACAACUGAGUCCAAAAUUCCUGUUGCUUAGCAAGGCAGUUGAAUUUUAACUUUCUUGCCAGUUUUUAAAUGAAACACUGUAAUUGUUAAGUUAGUAACGUGGUUGUUAAGUGAAUCCGGUUUCCUCACUGAC
This is a messenger RNA of Thamnophis sirtalis, 533 nucleotides long. The record is from RefSeq and is a predicted model, not a curated record. Lineage: Eukaryota; Metazoa; Chordata; Lepidosauria; Squamata; Natricidae.